Messenger RNA from Melospiza melodia melodia, 2172 nucleotides. Its product is annotated as maestro heat-like repeat-containing protein family member 6. The coding region runs from base 122 to 1915 and encodes 597 amino acids. The record is from RefSeq and is a predicted model, not a curated record. Gene Ontology annotation, cellular component: cytoplasm. The transcript has 14 exons. Lineage: Eukaryota; Metazoa; Chordata; Aves; Passeriformes; Passerellidae.
CUCUGGCAUUCCUUGCUCUUUGCCAGAUGCAGCCAAGGACCCGGCACAAGGGCUGGAUCCUGCCCGUAGCUGCUGGCGCUCUGUAGGCCAGAAGUUCACAAACCUCGCUUGGUGUCGAGAGAUGAUCAGCAUGUUCACCAAGGGUGCAGCAGAGGCUGGCCCCACAGCCCCUCAGAGCAUCCCUCCUGCUCCCAGCCUGGAUCAGUUUGGGGAGAGAGUUGUUUCCAGUCCCAGUCAAGUGCCAGGCUUUGUCAGGAACUUGCACCAGAGGCUGGCGUCCAACGAGCCUCCAGACGACUGGCUGUUCAUGGACAUCCUGCGGCUGACCGAGGAACAGCCCACUGACGUGGCAGUGACCCUGCUGCGGUGUGCCCCGACAUGUGACAGAGCUGCCGCAAUCAUGUGGAAGACCAUCGCCUCGUCAGGAACGGCAACGGAAAAGGUGCUGCCCACACUGCUCUGCGUGAUGGACGGCUGGCCCAUGCAGAAAAUGUACACCGCUGACGGGGACAACAAGGAUGUCUUUGCCCUGGCCGCAACCAGGGUGAUUUGGGAGAUUCUCCGCCUGCCCUGGUGCCCAGAGCCGUUUGUGGAAUAUUCCCCCCAUCUCCUUGUGGCUCUGCUGUACCAAGUUUACACCACUACAGAGCAGAUGUCAGAGGAAGUAAAUACUUUCUGGAAGAAAUGUCAGGAGGAAAAUGGCAUUACCGCCAACCCCAACAGCUUUGUAGUGAGCACUGUGAAGUCAUUGCUGUACCAUCUGCAAUGUCUGAAUUUACUGAUGGCUCUGGAACGGAAGUGUGCCUGGGACACGCUGCUCCGUGCAGAAACCCACCACUAUGCAAUGGGUCUGCUGGCCAGGGAGAUGCGCCGUGUGUGCCAACCUUUCUGCUCCUGCACAGCGCUCCGCCUGCUCUGCCGGCUCAGCAGGGAGGAGCCGUGCUGGGAAAUGGCCUCCCUGGCGUUCCUGGUGGAGGUCCUGGGUUGCCUGGAUUUGAAUGAAUGGGGUAACAACAUCCUGGAGAUCUUGACCAAGCACCUGCUGAGCGAGUCCAUGGAGAUGCGACGCCUGGCCCUCAGAGGCCUCGUGAUGCUCAGCAAAGACCCCUCGAUGGCCAAAAAAAUGUGCAGCCUGUCUGAACCCCUCAUGGAUUUCCUGAGCAAUGAAGACAUAGAGGUGGUCAAGAUGAGUCUGUCUGUGUUCACAAAUAUACUCAUGAACAAGGAUAUCCUAACAUCCUGCCCCACAGCCCCCAAACUGGCUGCCGCGCUCCGGCCCCUCUUUGACAGUGACAACAAUCAAGUGCAGUGGCUCUCCAUCGGCCUCUACAAAGAUGUGAUGGAAUCAGUAGUGGAAAGGGGAAAAAAGGCCCUGAAGCCUCAUGUGAGCGAGAGCCUGCUUCCUCUCUUCUUCCACUGCUACGACGAGAACCGGCAUGUGGCACAGACCUCUCGGGAAACGCUGCUCUCUGCAGUAAACUUCCUGAAGAGAAGGGAUCUCAAACAGCUGCUCAAGUUGGAUGACCCGUGGAGCUUUGCCGAGCACGUGCUGGCAGAGGACAGGAGCCGAGCGGCCGAGCACCUGCGCCAGGCCCUGCCGUACCUGCAGAGCCCCCAGGAGCCCGUGCGAGAGGCGGCCGUCAGAUCCAUUGGGACCGCCGGGAUGCUCAUGAGAGGACAGCGGGAGGAGCUGCAGCUCAUCUGUGAGGCCCUUCAAGCCCUUAACUCAGAUGAGAGCCCCUCCAACACAAACCUCAUCGUUCAAGUCAUGUUGGAUGAAAGAGCUACAUCACUAAGUUCAUCUUCUGGAUCAGGACAACCAGGACAGCAGCAGAUGCCAUGCAGGAGGAAACAAGCUGGAGAUCAGAAGGGAGCAGCUGGAGCUCCAGGCCCAGCUAAUGCUGGGAAAAUCUGAGCUUGCCUUCCCUCUUUACUGGUCCCUCCCUGCAGCCCUCAGAACCUGCCUCUUCCCUUCUCCCAAGCUUUGCCAUUAAUAAACAUUUCAGCUUCUUCACCUCAUUUGUAUCUUUGUGGCGCUGAAGUGGAUCAGAACCUGAGCCCUGCAGCACACAGGCCCCGUCCUGCCGUUCUUUUCUCUGCUGCAUUCUGUGCAGAGAAGCAAAGCACAUCAGGCUGGAAAGGUUUCACACCACUGUGAAAGACCUAAGGGUC